Lizanozyma spartinae is the source of this 1770-nucleotide messenger RNA. RefSeq names its product Diphthamide biosynthesis protein 2 (gene DPH2). The transcript has a single exon. Gene Ontology annotation, biological process: protein histidyl modification to diphthamide. The record is from RefSeq and is a predicted model, not a curated record. Gene Ontology annotation, molecular function: 2-(3-amino-3-carboxypropyl)histidine synthase activity. NCBI's taxonomy places the organism in Eukaryota, Fungi, Ascomycota, Pichiomycetes, Serinales, Debaryomycetaceae. The coding region runs from base 1 to 1770 and encodes 589 amino acids.
AUGAGUGACGGAGAACAAGUAACAUCUGCUCCUGCAUUAUCCACAUAUCAGGACGAGUGUACAUUUUCGUAUGCACAAAUCCCAGAAGGUGUGCGAAACAAGCAGUAUUUAGGAUUAGAUUCAAAAGCAUCAUCGGAAGACACUGUUCAAGCCAUAAGACAUUAUUAUGACUUGGAUGAGUUGGUGACAAUAUUGGCAGAGCAGGAUGAAGAGACCAAAGAACGCAGAUAUAAGAAAGUAACGCUCCAGUUCCCCGAUGAGCUAUUGGGUGACUCAGCUUGUAUAGUACAGGAACUCCAACGGGAAUUGGGACUCAUUGUGGAGUCAAGUACAAGGACGGAGAAUAGCGAACUUUGUAGUGGUCAAUGCAGUUGUGGUAGUGACAAUAACACUUGUCAUGUCAAGAAGGAUGAGUCUGAAGGACAGAAGAUUUGGAUAUUGGCAGAUACUUCCUAUUCCGCAUGUUGUGUAGAUGAAGUGGCGGCAGAACAUGUUAAGAGUGAUUUGGUUAUUCAUUUCGGAGAUGCAUGUCUCAAUACUAUUGAAAGUCUUCCUGUGGUUUAUGUGUUUGGACGUCCUAUAUUUGAUGUUGAAGCAAUUCGGGAGAGAUUUGUUAGUGAAUAUCCAGAGAAAGAAGCCAAGAUCUUGCUUAUGGCAGAUGCCACCAAUACCAGGUAUUUAAAAGGUUUGUAUGAGAGGUUGCUAUUGGACUAUCCGAAUAUUGCAUAUGCUGAUUUGGUUUUAGAUCCAAAGGCAGAUGCCAGAAUCAUAGGCUAUAAUCCUCAAACUGUUGUAAAGCCAAUUAAUUUGAUGUUGAAUCGGAAUUUAGUUGGUAUAGACUUUGAAUGUGAUGAAGAAGAAGAGCAAGAGGCAAGAGAGCAAGCCAUUGAUAGUAAGCUUUGUGAAUACUCAUUAUUUCAUAUCACACAACCGCAUGCUCCUCGUUUGUUACAGCUAAUUACCAAAUUUGAAACGGUAAAGGUUUACAAUCAUGUUGAAGAUGAGAUGUUUGAAGGUCCAUUCCCCAAUUUAAGAGUUAGAUAUAGAGCUUUGCAUAUGGCCCGAGCUGCUGGAACUGUUGGAUUAUUGGUCAAUACAUUAUCACUUGCUAAUACCAAGAACUUACUCAAUUUGAUGGCUAAGAAGAUCAAAAAAGCUGGGAAGAAGCUGUAUACUUUUGUUGUUGGUAAGCCAAACAUUGCAAAGUUAGCUAACUUCGAAGCCAUUGAUGUUUGGUGUGUCUUAGGAUGUGAUCAUCAAGGAAUAAUAUUGGACCAAGAUCGAGAAUACUAUAAACCUAUAGUCACACCUUUUGAGUUGUCGUUGGUGUUAGGUGAUGAAUUUUCAUGGACCGGUAAAUGGGUUACCGAUUAUCAAAGAGUCAUAUCGUUGUUUGAGAAUGGACAAGAUGAAGAACCAGAUCAACAAGAAGCCAUGACAUCCGAAACAUAUGAAGACAUAGAAGAACCUACUUUUAAUCCUGUUACGGGUCAAUUUGCUGAAAGUAGACCCUUAAGAAGGUUACAAUAUUUACAGAUCAGUGGAGCCACGGAAAACGAUAGUUCGUCUACUGCAGUAGUGAAGAAACUAAGCUCAGAGGUUGCUAUCAAGGGUUCAGUUUCCACAUCUGCUGUUACACUUCAGAAUAGAAGCUGGACUGGACUUGGAAGUGAUUUCAACGAAGAUCUUGAAGAGGGUAGUAUUGCAGAACAAGGCAGAGGUGGUAUUGCUAGAGGAUAUGAUUAUGAUAAGGAUAUUCAUGCCAUUUAA